AUGUCGUCCCAAUACGGUGCCGAAGGAACGCCUGCUCCGGCUGGAGGGACCCAGGCAGGUGGCACAUCCCAGCAUAAGCGCGUCUACCAGGCUUGCAUCCCAUGUCGGCGUCGUAAGGUGCGCUGCGAUCUCGGCAGCGUCGACAAUCCCCACGACCCGCCCUGCGUGCGCUGCAGGAGGGAAAGCAAAGAAUGCUAUUUUAGUGCGACGAGAAGGAAGAGGAAGGGCGACGAUGGCGAGGGUAGCGAUGCUGACGACUACACAAUCCGUAAUGGGAGGAAGAGGGUGUACACAAACGAGGACACCCCGCCUGUCGUCGAUCGCCGCCUGUACAGCGAGGCACCUCUGACACCAGGAGGGUCGCACGGUCGAAGCCAACCAUUGCGCCGACCUGACGGAAGUGUCUCCGAUCAAGGCAACCCGGUGGGGCGCACCGACAGCAAUGACUUCGCGGUGGAUGCCGAUGAAACCCAGCAGGUGCAGAAUCCAGACGCACAGACUGUGAUGCGGCCUGGUGUGUACGGUCUUCAUGAUGCUCUUGAUCUACUCUACAAGGCUGCUACAGACACGGACAGGUUGGUUGAGAGCGAGGAGAGCGCCGUGCGUCAGCUUGCUGACAUGAAGCAUAGCCCGCUGAAUGCGCCACGGCCCCAGCGUGAGGAGAGUCGACUGCCUACCGCGUCAAGCUACCAGUCCCGUCGUGGUGCUGAGCAGCCAGAGCGCAAGCGUCAGAGAAACAGUGCUCCUCAGGCUCGGGUCGAGAAGCAAGCUAUUGAUCCCGGGCUCGGAAAGGGCGAUUUGAGUGCCCAGCCCGGCUAUGCAGAAGCUAUCAAGGCAUGGUCAAGGUUUCGAUUUGUACGGGCUGGUUGGUUCACGCCACACGAGGCCAUUGAGUACAUUGACUACUACUACAAGUUCUUAUCGCCAAUGACACCUAUAUCACCCCCGACAUUUAGCAAUCCCGCAUCGCAUCUUACCUUGCUGACGGAGGAACCAAUUCUCGCUGUCACUCUCCUGACGAUUGCAUCACGUUAUCGAAAAAUGCCGGGCACCGGCGGCCAUUGCCGAUCACAUGCAAUUCACGAGCAAUUGUGGACGUACCUGCGUGGGAUGGUAGAGAGAUGCCUUUGGGGUCAGGAGGCAUUCGGUGGAGGGUUCUGCGGUUCCACCUCUGCACCUGUUGUCUCCGACGAGACUCACAGCAGCAGCACCGCGCCUUGGAGGGGCAUGCGGAAAGGAAGCCUGCGCACACUGGGAACAAUUGAGUCUCUGCUGAUUCUGACCGAGUGGCACCCGCGCGCUCUGCAUUUCCCACCACCAGAUGCCACGGACGAGCUCAUGUUACCUGACUUCAACGGGCCAGUCGGGCCUGGAGGGGACGCCACAAAGAACUCUGGCGUCGGUAUUGGUGGCAAACGUCUCGAAAGCUGGCUAGAACCAGCGUGGAGAAGUGAUCGUAUGUGCUGGAUGCUCUUGAGCACGGCGAUGGGCCUCGGCUACGAAAUGGGCGUAUUCGAUGAUAUUGACGAGCUGCUCAAAGACGAGGCCAUUACGAGACCCGAAUACCGCGACGAAAUCUACAGGCAAAGAGCAAAUCGUAUCAAGCGGCUCCUGCUCAUAUACACCAGUCAACUUGCUGGUCGCUUAGGGUGGACAAGCAUGGCCCCGGAACACUUUCGAAGGGCAGAUCCGGCGGUGACCAGAAAGCGCCCCAUGCCUAACGAUGAGAACACACCGGGUACAGCUCUUUCAUCAAGCUUCUCCAAUGCCUUUAUUUAUGUACCCGACCUCGAACUUGAUGACCAGAUCAUCCACUGUUGGGCAGCCAUCACCAACGCCAUGCACCUUGGCAACGAGAAGAUGUUUCGGUCACGAGCACACACUGCGGAGAUCAUCCGGACUGGACAAUACCUGGAUCUUUUGAGAGAAUUCACUCCUCUCCUGCAGGACUGGUUCAGAGAGUUUGAGAGGUUCCGCCUGCCGCCAUACUUGAAAUACAUCCUCACCAUCGAGUACGAGUACGUCCGCAUCUACAUCAAUUCACUUUCGCUCCAAGCCGUUGUCGAACGCUGCACUAGCAAUGCAGGCAAUCAGAACGGAGCGGGAGGCCUGACCAAUUCGGGGGUUCAGCUUUCGCCCCAGACUAUUCUGAACUAUGGGAAAUUACCUCUUGGUCAACUCGGCGGUUUCAGCUCUCACGACCAGGAGUAUGUGCGCGAGGUAGUCGAAGGUUGCCGCAACCUUUUGGGCAUUGUGGUCGACGGCCUUUUACCAGGUGGCUACUUGAAGCAUGCGCCUGUGAGGACCUACUUCCGCAUUAUCAGUGGUGCCAUGUUUCUUCUAAAGACAUUCGCACUGGGCGCGCCACGCUCGGAUGUGAAGAUGAGCAUCGAUCUCAUGGACAGAGCGACAGAAGCUUUGCGCAAUUGUGUGGUUGACGACGUUCAUCUGGGUAUUCGAUUCGCAGACUUGCUCGAAACCUUGACUAGUAGAUUGCGCAACCGCUUCAUACAAGCUCCGACGAUGCAGCAGGCUUCAGGCAAGGGACAAAGCCCUGUGCCGGAUAACAAUGGCACUGCCUCGGCUUCGGCACCGAAUGGGGGCGAGGCCGACUGGGUUGGCAACCAUGCUCAGACAUUGCGGGAUGAGCUCAAUGGCAACCGCCGACUUCUCAGUCCGACGAUGGAGGGUGGUAACAUUUCGGCUACUCCUUUCGAUAUUUCCACCAGCGCAUUCCCUUAUCCCGGUGGCACUUCACUUGGCCCUGCUACGCCCACUGCUGUCCUGGAUCCGAGCACCAAUCCUCAACUGUCGGCGCCUGGUACCGGUAUGGACGCAAACAUGUUUGAUGACUGGAACAAUCCCGGAAAUGAGAUGUGGUACCUGCCCACGGGACCAGCCUUUUUCCAAAACAUGGAGAACAGCAGUGUUGCCAUGACAGCGGAAGGCGUGAACGUAGGCGGACUCGACUUGCUGGACUACCUUGCUACGGAUCCCAACGUUUAUCAUGGAGCGGAUGGGCCAAGCUCCAACGGACCUUACCCGUAG
Emericellopsis atlantica is the source of this 3048-nucleotide messenger RNA. RefSeq lists its product as uncharacterized. Gene Ontology annotation, cellular component: nucleus. Gene Ontology annotation, biological process: positive regulation of transcription by RNA polymerase II; aromatic amino acid catabolic process. The coding region runs from base 1 to 3048 and encodes 1015 amino acids. The record is from RefSeq and is a predicted model, not a curated record. The transcript has 3 exons. Lineage: Eukaryota; Fungi; Ascomycota; Sordariomycetes; Hypocreales; Bionectriaceae. Gene Ontology annotation, molecular function: zinc ion binding; DNA-binding transcription factor activity, RNA polymerase II-specific.